Molecule: messenger RNA, 4593 nt
Organism: Amphiprion ocellaris (clown anemonefish)
Lineage: Eukaryota; Metazoa; Chordata; Actinopteri; Pomacentridae
Gene: slc12a3
Product: solute carrier family 12 member 3
Exons: 26
Coding region: 63-3083 (1006 amino acids)
Biological process (GO): sodium ion homeostasis; chloride ion homeostasis; potassium ion import across plasma membrane
Cellular component (GO): membrane
Molecular function (GO): sodium:potassium:chloride symporter activity
Source: RefSeq, a predicted model, not a curated record
UGGCUCCAUCACCCUGACCGGUGGAGGGGAAAGCAGUCUGUGAAGUGAUUUAGAAUAACUGGAUGGAGCUACCGGUGGCCAGCGACGGCGUCCGCCCGUCCUCAUGUAGGAAGCCGACACCAGCAAGGUUUGAGGAUUCUGGUUUCUACCAGCAUUAUGGUGAUAAAUCAGACGCUUUAACCGGCUACGAGACUCUGGACGCCCCGCCACACUAUGACUUCUACGCCAACACCGAGGUUUGGGGUCGACGGCGGCGAUUCAGACCGUCGCUGUACCAGCUGCACGCAAAGCCAGAGGAUGACUGCAGACCCCCUAUGUAUGAGGAGACCACUGCCGGACCUACCGAGUCCUCCGACGAUGAAGAGGAAACAACGGAGCCUCCUCCUGAACCGACCCGGUUCGGCUGGGUUCAGGGAGUCAUGAUCCGCUGCAUGCUGAACAUCUGGGGAGUGAUUCUGUACCUGAGGCUGCCAUGGAUCACAGCUCAGGCUGGAGUCGGUCUGACCUGGGUCAUCAUCCUCCUGUCCUCCUGUAUAACUGGGAUCACUGGUUUGUCCACAUCAGCCAUCGCCACCAAUGGCAAAGUCAAAGGAGGAGGAACCUACUUCCUGAUCAGUCGGAGUCUCGGCCCGGAGCUCGGUGGCUCCAUUGGUCUGAUCUUCGCCUUUGCCAACGCUGUUGCCGUGGCGAUGCACACUGUGGGAUUCGCCGAGACGGUGACAGACCUCAUGAGUGAACAUGGAGCCGUCAUGGUGGACAGAAUCAACAACAUCCGCAUCAUCGGCAUCGUCACGGUUACAUGUCUGCUGGGGAUCUCCAUGGCGGGGAUGGCCUGGGAGUCAAAGGCCCAGAUCCUGUUCUUCCUCGUCAUCAUGGUAUCAUUUGUUAAUUACAUAGUUGGAACCAUCAUCCCUGCUUCACCGGAGAAACAGUCCAAAGGGUUCUUCAGCUACAGAGCUGAUAUCUUUGCUGCCAACUUUGUUCCCGACUGGAGAGGACCUGAGGGCAGCUUCUUCGGGAUGUUCUCCAUCUUCUUCCCCUCGGCCACCGGCAUCCUGGCAGGAGCCAACAUCUCCGGAGACCUGAAGAAUCCCACGGUGGCGAUCCCCAGAGGAACCCUCAUGGCCAUUUUCUGGACCACGGUUUCCUACCUCAUCAUCUCAGCCACCAUUGGAGCCUGUGUGGUCAGGGAUGCGUCCGGUUUAUUAAAUGAUUCUCUGACUUCAUCGUCUGCUGACUGCGUUGGUUUAUCCUGUAACUACAGCUGGGACUUUACUGAGUGUAUAAAUAAUAAAAGCUGCUUGUAUGGAAUCAGUAACUACUACCAGAUGAUGAGUUUGGUUUCUGGAUUCGCUCCUUUAAUAACCGCUGGGAUCUUUGGAGCGACUCUGUCCUCAGCGUUGGCCUGUCUGGUGUCAGCACCCAAAGUCUUCCAGUGUCUGUGUCAGGACAAACUCUACCCUCUGAUCGGAUUCUUCGGUAAAGGCUACGGUAAAAACCAGGAACCAAUCAGAGGCUACCUGCUCGCUUAUAUCAUCGCCGUCUGCUUCAUUCUGAUUGCCGAGCUGAACACCAUCGCUCCCAUCAUCUCCAACUUCUUCCUCUGCUCGUAUUCUCUGAUCAACUUCAGCUGCUUCCACGCCUCCGUCACCAACUCACCAGGGUGGCGUCCCAGCUUCAGGUUCUACAGCCGCUGGCUCUCUCUGCUCGGGGCCGUCUGCUGUGUCGUCAUCAUGUUCCUGCUGACCUGGUGGGCGGCGCUCAUCGCUGUUGGAGUGGUGGUCUUCCUGCUGGGAUACACGCUGUACAAGAAGCCAGAUGUGAACUGGGGCUCGUCGGUCCAGGCCGGCUCCUACAGCUUCGCCCUGAACCAGUGUGUCGGCCUCAACAGCGUGGAGGAUCACGUCAAGAACUACAGGCCUCAGUGUCUGGUUCUGACUGGACCUCCCAGCCGUCGUCCUGCUCUCGUCGACCUCGUCAGCUGUUUGACCAAAAGUCUGAGCCUCAUGAUGUGUGGAAACGUCGUCACUGCGUCUUCGUGUCUGUCGGAGCUGCAGGAAGCUAACAGCAGCCGCCACGUCUCCUGGUUGAACCAGAGGAAGGUCAGAGCUUUCUACAGAGGAGUCGUAGCUGCAGAUCUGAGAUCAGGAGUCAACGUUCUGCUGCAGGGCUCAGGUUUGGGUCGUAUGAAGCCCAACGUUGUGCUGAUGGGUUUUAAGAGCGACUGGUCCAGAUCCUCACCUGAAGCUGCUCACAGCUACAUCGGAAUCCUGCACGACGCGUUUGACCUGCAGUUUGGUGUUUGUGUCCUCAGAAUGAGAGAAGGAUUCGAUGUUUCUCCUCCACGUCGAUCACACGUGAAUCCAGGUUUUGAUGGUUUCCUUGGAGGUCCAGAGAACAUCUCAGCUCCGUCCUGCAUCCAGACCAGCGCCACCUCUUCUGUCUGCAUCGGACCAGAACCUCAACUGGACUCAGCGUUCCAGAAGAAACAGGGAAAGAAAACCAUCGAUGUCUACUGGCUGUCUGACGAUGGAGGUCUGACCCUGCUGCUGCCCUACCUGCUGACCAGAAGGAGGCGCUGGUCCAGCUGUAAAGUCCGAGUGUUUGUUGGAGGAGACCCGGACAGGAAGGAGGAGCAGAGACAGGAAGUUCUGGCUCUGAUCAAGAAGUUCCGUCUGGGUUUCCACGAUGUGGAAGUUCUUCCAGAUGUCUAUCAGAACCCUCAGCCUGAGAGUGUCCGGCGGUUCCAGGACCUCAUCGGACCCUUCAGUGUGGAUCCGGACCCCAAACAGGAUCCUGGUUCUGGGCUGGGGAGGCAGCAGGAGGAACCCUGGAGGAUCAGCCAGCAGGAUGUGGAGAGGAACCAGGCCAAGACUCUCCGACAGAUCCGACUCAACGAGGUUCUGAAGGAUUAUUCCAGGGACGCCGCUCUGAUCGUCAUCACCAUGCCGGUGGGGAGGACAGGUGUGUGUCCCAGCAUGCUCUACCUGGCCUGGCUCGACUUCCUGUCACGUGACCUGAGGCCUCCCGUCCUAUUGGUCCGAGGAAACCAGGAGAACGUUCUCACCUUCUACUGCCAAUGAAACUAAAUGGCCUCCAGAGCUGCAACACUUUCAGAAACAAGAGACGUUUAACUUUUAACGGCUCUAAAGUUCAUCCAGUCACAUCAAUGGAUAGAAACUAGCAGCAGGAAUUAAUGAUUUAUUGAUCUAAAGACACAGUUUGAACAUCAGGAAACACUUUGAUCAACAGAAUCGCAUCUUUUACAUGGAUCAGUCCAGAACUGGAGGACGUUUUACAUCCCAUAAUCCACAUAUUAAACCCUAAAGCAUCAGUAGUUGUGUAAAGGUUCUGGUCCUGAGACUAAAUCUAAAAAAACUAGGAGAAAAGAAUGUUUAAAAUAUUUAAAAUACCAAAAAGUCUGGAGUUGCCCUAAAAUGUUAUUUUUCUCUUGUCCACCCCCCGAUGACCAAACUGGACAGUUUAUGGUGAAUUUAACUAAAUUUAUGGUUAAUUUGAUCAAAUUUAUGGUUAAUUUAUCAAAAAUUACGGUUCAUUUUACCAAAUUCAUGCUUAAUUUUGCUAAAUUUAUGGUUAAUUUGACUAAAUUUAUGGUUAAUUUUAGUAAAUUUAUGAUUAAUUUACUUAAAUUUAUGCAUAAUUUUUCUAAAUUUAUGGAUAAUUUUUCUAAAUCUAUGGUCAAUUUGACAAAAUUUAUGGUUAAUUUGACUAAAUUCAUGUUUAACUUUAGUAAAUUUAUGGUUAAUUUUAGUAAAUAUGGUUAAUUUACUUAAAUUUAUGUGUAAUUUUUCUAUAUUUUAUGGAUAAUUUUUCUAAAUCUAUGGUCAAUUCGACAACAUUUAUGAUUAAAUAAAUUCAUGUCUAAUUUUGCUAAAUUUAUGGUUAAUUUUAGUAAAUUUAUGGUUAAUUUUGUUAAAUUUAUGGAUAAUUUUACUAAAUUAGUAUCUGUUUUCACUAAUAAUGUAGAAUCUGAAUGAUUUAUAGUUUUCUCAACAAAAACUAAAAUUAUUCUCUCUAGAUUUUAUAAAUGUUAAAAAGAUUUUUUUCUAUUUUUUAUGACAUAAAUUCAGACAAUGAUAAUUAAUAAAGAACGCUGAAAUGACGAUCCAGGUUUAUUUCAACCUGAAUUAUUUGUGUCUCUGUGUCGAACUGUAACAUUCAGGCUGAACAAUGUCCAAAAAACAAGUCAAACUGCAUAAAAUUUAGGCAGGAAUUGAGAUUUAAUUCACAGUUUUAGUGGAAAUGAUCAUUUUUUGCAAUUUUUUCCAACAAAACAAAUAAAAAAAGAUGAUGCGACGACUGAAUUCUGACUUUUAGCAUCUCUGCAGCGCCACACUGAUUCAUUAUAAAAUCUACAUUUUUAGUAAAUGCUGAUUCUGACCAAUGAAAUAUAAUUAAAUGUAUUUAACUCCAUCAGCUCUUCUUCUGUUAAUUGUAUGAAUCAUUUGUAUUUAAAAAAAAUGCAGAAUAAACAUGAAGCUGAUUAUAUUUUCUGUAUUUUUCUUUAUAAUAACUUUGUGACCAAUUCUGUCUCACUAGAAAAUUGUUCUCUGUAUGAAAAAUAAAUCAAAA